This is a messenger RNA of Aureobasidium vineae, 1308 nucleotides long. NCBI's taxonomy places the organism in Eukaryota, Fungi, Ascomycota, Dothideomycetes, Dothideales, Saccotheciaceae. The record is from the annotation of a GenBank genome assembly.
AUGAGCGACAUUAUCCAGGUCCUUCCGAACAUCGACACCGAGCCAUUCGAAAAAGUGCUGGAACGCCUGGAAAAGGCCAACAUCAGCAGCAAUGACUUGAUGACCCUCGGCGCCGUCGAUGUCGCCCGCCGCGCCGACGUGUCUAUCGACCAAGUCCGCGAACUCACCGCAUCCUUGAUCACCCAGCUCCAUGCCCAGCUCGGCUUCGACACGCUCGAGAAUAGUCGCGUCAAGGAGGGAGAUGGCCCUGCCAAAAGAGCAAAGGAAGAUACAACAUGGUCACACAUAAGCACUCUAGACGACGACCUUGACGCAGCACUUGGAGGAGGCUUNCCUGCUGGCCAAGUCUGCGAAAUCACUGGAGAGAGUGCAGCAGGCAAGACCCAGCUGCUCUUGACCUUGCUCCUCGCUGUGCAACUAGCUCCACCCAAGGGGCUUGGCAAGAGUGCACUGUACUUGUCCACCGAAGCACCACUGUCGACCACCCGUCUGAACCAGAUCUUGACAAGACAUCCAUACCUCUCCUCUCUGUCCGACUCCAAAAAGCCUUCUCUUUCCCGUGUUCAGAGCACUCAGCUCCAAGACCUCGAGUCCCAGGACCAUGUUCUACGUUACCAAGUGCCUGUACAAAUUGCCCGAGCCAACGUCGGUCUCAUCAUCGUCGACUCGGUAGCAGCCAACUUCCGCGCAGAGUUCGAUCGUGCUGGCGCCAACUCGUCUGAUGCUCUGGCUCGCCGCAGUCUACAGUUGACCCAACUUGGCGCUCAUUUGCGCGACCUCGCUCGUUCUCAUAAUGUCGCAAUCGUUGUUGCCAACCAAGUCCUCGAUCGCUUCGGCCCUGUAGCUUCCCUUUUCGAUGCUACUGCAACGCCUUUGUCGCAGAACUCUGUUGCCACACAAGUCUCGAGUAUCAACAACAAUACUUCCGCACCUCCACCACCGUCACAACAGCCCCAGCUACUGCUCUCCACAAACGACCCCUUGUCUUUGGAUCACCAACAACGCUUCUUCACAGGGUGGGGUGACCACCGUUUCAUGCGCGACCUGAAAACUCCUUCACUGGGCUUGACCUGGACAAAUCAGUUGUCAGCACGUAUUGUACUGCUCAAGCAACCUAUCCUCAAGCCACAAGAUUAUCUGCUAGGACCAGGUAUGGAUAUCGUUGGUUGGAAGCGCCAUCUCAAAGUCGCCUUUUCGGCUUGGUCGCGUGAUGACAACGGCACGGAUGGUGUCGAGUUUGAGGUCUGCGAGGAAGGCAUCAGGUCGAAGAAACCAGAAGAUAGCACAGGCACGUCCGAUGAAGCUUGA